AUGGAAAACAAAGAAUUGAAUCAUGAUUCAUUACCGGAUACGCAAGGAUCAUUGACAGAACCUCGUAAUCUUCGACUUGAGCAACGGCAAAUGGCAGAAUCCAUGUCCAGUGUGGACUACUUUUCCUGUUGUGGAUUGGGUCAUCGCCUGUCUAAAAUGAGUGACGCCCAUUACGUGGCCAAGAAGCGUUUGAACUUUCAACUCCGUGUCUUUUGGGCCACCUGUGCAUUAUCUCCGGAACAUGAUGAUGACGGGAAGGAAAUAACUGGUUCAUCUGCCAUUGUCCAGCAGAAUCAAACCAAUAAUGUCGAAGUAUUUCACUUUUUUUUUGGGCCCCAACCUUUUUCCGAACUUCAAGAGCUUCAAAGGCAGCAGGCAUUCGCAGAAGCUUACGGCAACUACACGCAUUCCAAUCUGAGACUGAAUAAUGAAAUUCCUGGUUUCAAAAAGUUCAAACGACAAUCGGAGGAAUUUUACUAUGUUCCUCCUAUACCGGUACAGCAACGGUCGUCGACGAACGAUUUGGUGAAUACUGCUAGCAUGCCACCGCCAAAUCGAACCACCAGCCAAGAGCUGUGUCCCUACCACCAUGGACUCGAGGACUUUUUCCAAGAGACGGCAGACUUUCACCAGAGUUUGAAGGAUCGGUUUGUCUCUAGGCAUCAGACGUUGAUCGACUAUUGGAGGGAUACGUUCCAGUUUGCCAAUCACACAGUCUUUGGGUUGCACGUGAGGGCUGGAAAUGGCGAAAAGGGUGACUUUCUGCGAAAGAAUCGGGGAUUGGAAGAUUGGGACACAUGGGCAUUUUCCGUGUCCGAGCUGAUUGCCCAAAUGAUUCGUCAAGAAGAAUGGACGAAGACAUCCAGACCUCCACUUCUUUUCUUGGCGAUUGAUACCGAUUCGAUUCUUCACAAACUCCAAGAGCAUCUUCAAGGAAUUUUACCCCUCGUCAGUUUGCCACAAGAGCGAGAAGCCGAUGGGUUGGGAGUGGCGUUUGGGAAUACCAUUCGAGUCCACAAAGAAAAGUGUUUGGAAAAAUGGCGAAGCUCGAUUCUGGAUAUGAUGCUUCUGAGUGACGCCGAUGUCAUCGUUGCAGGUCGACCAAGCAGCUUUACUCAAUCACUACCAAUGUCGAUUGCUCUUUCUCGGAACCACACAAACAAUGACGACUCUAACAUCAAGUCUCAUCCUUAUUGCGAAGUGAACCGAAAUGCAACUUUGUAUAACUGCUAUUCGGAUUUUGAAGACUGGUGCUGCAAUGGGAAGUCCUCAUUUCACAUGGAAGGAAUCCAUCCAGGAUACGAGUACCGAAGAUUGCCAUUGGCAUUGGAUCAGGAAGACUUUUCCACAAAGAUUCAGCCAAGAACAACGUCAGGAAUCAAUGCGCUAACUACUGCAGUGGAUCCAUUACUGGUGCGACAGCGUUCGCCAUUGGGACGACGUACGCCAUUACCCUAUGAUUGGACACCUAUGAGUACUUAG
Messenger RNA from Cylindrotheca closterium, 1482 nucleotides. The record is from the annotation of a GenBank genome assembly. Lineage: Eukaryota; Bacillariophyta; Bacillariophyceae; Bacillariales; Bacillariaceae.